Stegastes partitus (bicolor damselfish) is the source of this 963-nucleotide messenger RNA. RefSeq names its product ELOVL fatty acid elongase 4a (gene elovl4a). The transcript has 6 exons. Gene Ontology annotation, cellular component: endoplasmic reticulum membrane; endoplasmic reticulum. Gene Ontology annotation, biological process: sphingolipid biosynthetic process; very long-chain fatty acid biosynthetic process; fatty acid elongation, monounsaturated fatty acid. NCBI's taxonomy places the organism in Eukaryota, Metazoa, Chordata, Actinopteri, Pomacentridae. Gene Ontology annotation, molecular function: fatty acid elongase activity. Bases 1 to 963 code for a protein of 320 amino acids. The record is from RefSeq and is a predicted model, not a curated record.
AUGGAGAUUGUCACACAUUUAAUUAACGACACCAUAGAGUUCUAUAAAUGGACCCUGACCAUUGCAGACAAGCGAGUGGAGAAAUGGCCUCUGAUGGACAACCCUCUGCCCACGCUGGCCAUCAGCACCUCCUACCUGCUCUUCCUCUGGCUGGGGCCCAAAUACAUGAAGAACAGGGAGCCCUUCCAGCUCCGCAAAACCCUCAUUGUCUACAACUUCAGCAUGGUCUUCCUCAACUUCUUCAUCUUUAAAGAGCUGUUUAUGGCAGCGCGGGCGGCACGAUACAGUUACAUCUGCCAACCGGUGGACUAUUCAGAUGAUCCUAAUGAAGUCAGGGUGGCAGGAGCUCUGUGGUGGUAUUUUGUCUCCAAGGGAAUCGAAUAUCUGGACACUGUAUUUUUCAUCCUGAGGAAAAAAUUCAACCAGGUUACCUUCCUGCACGUCUACCACCACUGCACCAUGUUCACGCUCUGGUGGAUUGGCAUCAAAUGGGUGGCAGGAGGACAAUCAUUCUUUGGUGCACACAUGAACGCAAUGAUCCAUGUUUUGAUGUAUCUGUAUUAUGGUCUGGCCUCCUGUGGACCCAAGAUCCAAAAGUACCUGUGGUGGAAGAAGUACUUGACUAUUAUCCAGAUGAUUCAGUUCCACGUCACCAUCGGCCACACGGCCUUGUCGCUCUACGUCAACUGCGACUUCCCCCACUGGAUGCACUACUCCCUCAUCUGCUACGCCAUCACCUUCAUCAUCCUGUUCGGCAACUUCUACUACCAGACCUACCGCCGCCAGCAGCCUGCGCGACGCGACGCCUCCUCUUCCUCCAAAGCGGGCAAGGCUCUCUCCAAUGGCACCCUGAACGGGCUCAGCAAAGCCGCCAACGGAGCGGUUCUGAUGGGCAGCAAAGAGGAGAAGCCCCAGGAGAACUCUGGGAGGAGAAAGAGGAAAGGACGGGCUAAAAGAGAUUAG